AAGUCAUCAAGAGCGCGAUGUUAUCGAGUAUCAUGUUGGUUUUGAAGGAGCUUUGGAAACGCGUUACGAGAUGCGACGACAUUUACGACGUUCUCUUCCCUCUGCAUUUGGCGACGAAACCGUUUGCAAUCAGUCCACACAGCAUGAUCAUGGAUCACCUGAAGAAAAGGAAAUAUUCAGUUUCCAUCCUUGGUAGUUGCUACAGUUUAGUUUCCAUUAUGCUCUUCACAGCUUAUUACGUGUUCGCUGUCGAAGAACGUAAUAGAAUAAGUUACCAAGAGACCAAUAAGAUCACCAAUGCCAUCGACGCUUACCAGCUUUAUGGAGCGGUAAUCGUGAUGAUACUGGCUGUUGUUUUGAAUGGUUUAAGACAGAAUACUUUGAUCGAAGCAGUUUCGAAAAUAGAUGAUAUCGAUGCCGAAUUCGCACACAAUCGCAUUAGUAUCGAAUACAAGACUAGCCGAAAUUACAUUGCUGUUUACGUGUAUUGCAUUCAAUUGCUCUUCAUUGGGCUGGAGUACAUGAACUGCAGCAUGUUCCUGCGGCAGAUCUUCACGCUUUCCGAUAUGUGCUUGCUGAUGUGCUAUCUACCAUUACUGGUAAACGGUUUCGUCGAAUGCCAAUUCAUAAUCUAUCUGCUGCUGCUGCGUCAGAGGUUCUCGAUUAUUAACCACGAACUUGAGUGCCUGAGCAACGUGGUUUUGAUUGGUGGGAAAGGUGUUAACAGAUUAAUCACUCUGAGAAGAAUGCACGAAGAUCUCUGCAUCUCUAGUCGCAUGAUCAACGAAACGUUCGCACUGCAGAUCCUCAUCAUCAUCGGAAACACCUUUGUCAGCUUCACAACGCACGCAUAUUACUGUUUCGAUGGUUUCGUAAGAAUUUCUCUAGAGGAACCGGACAAGAAUGUUUACAAUACUGCAACCACCGCAGCGUGGACUCUCUUCAAGCUAUUGCAACUCUUUGCGGUGACCUUUGUCUGCACAUCUUUAACAAAUGAAGCGAAUAGUGCGAAGAAUUUCAUUUACAAAAUUGAUCGUUCACGUAACCAGAACAUUUCAGCACAAAUCACUAUCUUCAGCAAGCAGAUUAUCCAUUGGGACUUCAAAAUUUGCGCUUUCGGUUUCUUCAAUCUGGAUUUAACAUUAUUUUAUUCGGCUGUAGCAUCUGCAACAGCAUAUCUCUUCAUCCUCUUGCAAUUGGAUAUAGCCAACAGACAACCAGAAAAUACUAUUAUUCAAUAGACCAUGCUUUUUUUUAAGAAGAACCAACAAACUUUACUUACCUUUAGUUUAUUUUUAAGAAAAAGUC
Messenger RNA from Nicrophorus vespilloides, 1308 nucleotides. RefSeq names its product putative gustatory receptor 28b. The transcript is spliced from 6 exons. The record is from RefSeq and is a predicted model, not a curated record. Gene Ontology annotation, cellular component: dendrite; neuronal cell body; membrane. Gene Ontology annotation, biological process: sensory perception of taste. The coding region runs from base 18 to 1241 and encodes 407 amino acids. Lineage: Eukaryota; Metazoa; Arthropoda; Insecta; Coleoptera; Silphidae.